This is a messenger RNA of Cantharellus anzutake, 363 nucleotides long. RefSeq lists its product as uncharacterized. The annotation marks the transcript as partial. The record is from RefSeq and is a predicted model, not a curated record. Lineage: Eukaryota; Fungi; Basidiomycota; Agaricomycetes; Cantharellales; Hydnaceae. The transcript has a single exon.
GUCUGGUUACGGGGUUCCCCAGGGACAGGGAAGACUGCGAUAGCUAUGAGCAUUGCAUCUGCCCUCAAAGCGCAGGGCACUCUGGCAGCAUCCUUUUUUUGGGAUAAAAACCAGGUCGGAACGGGCCUUGAUUCCAUUGAGCUGUUCCCUUCCACGCUGGCACAUCAACUCGCAUGCUUCGAUAGGGAGUUCAUGAUGUCACUUGUCAGGUGCCUUCGGCAGCAAGAUCUGCAACUGCCUCAGCAUCUGUCUCUGGAAAAGCAAAUGAAGGCUCUUGUUAUCGAGCCUAUGCGUAAUCUAAUGGAGAUAUUGCCUUCUGGAAAAGAUCGCCUCGUCAUCGUCUUAGAUGGCUUGGAUGAGUGU